GCGCAAACAAUUUUUGAACGACCGCAGUUCUCCCCGACAAGCGGAAACUCGACGAAGCAAAAAGGACUCCGGUCACGACAACACGCAGCCCUUGCUCCCUUUGGUCAGAUUUCUAGUCGCAUAAACGCCCGCUCUCGAAGAAACAAGUCGUCGGAUAAAUAAAUACACGAUUCCAAGAUGAUUGACGAUUUGCCCAACGAUGCCAAGUCCAAAGAGGUCGUGAGACUCUGGCGCGCGUGGAGGACUGUUCACGAGAUGGUUGCGGAUCGGGAGUAUGAGCUUGCCGAGGACGAAGUUAGCAUCUCUCUGGAGCGAUUCCGCGACGAGUACUGCCACCCCGACGGCAGCGUAAACCGCGCCAAACUCCAAUUCUCCGCCCGCCCAAGCGACUCCAUGCUCCGCAAGAACACCCCUCCCGCCACAGCCUCCAACCCAGACCCCGUGCCCGACUGCGGCCCCAUCUGGGUCGAGUUCCUGACCGACAAGCAGUUCGGUGUCUCGCAGAUCCGCAACUUUGCAAAGUACACAAUCACCAACAACUACAAGACGGGAAUCAUGGUGACCCCUGUGGCCCUCUCGCCCGCCGCCCGCAAGUCCCUCGCCUCCGUGGAGAAUCUCGCCAAGAUUGAGUGCUUCCUCGAGGACGACCUGCUGGUCAACAUUACGCACCACGAGCUGGUGCCGCGGCACGUGCUGCUCUCCAGGGAGGAGAAGAUUGCGCUGCUGAAGAGAUACCGCCUGAAGGAGACGCAGCUGCCGCGUAUUCUGCAGAAGGAUCCCGUGGCGAGGUAUCUAGGACUCAAGAGGGGACAGGUCGUCAAGAUUAUCCGUGUUAGUGAGACGGCCGGUCGAUAUGCCAGUUACCGGCUGUGUGUCUAAGGACUUUCCCAUUGGGGAGUGUGUAACGGUCAAGAUGAAAGAGGGGAAGAGAGUUGGCAAUGCACAAAUUUGGACCGAAGUGGGCUUCUCAAUUUUGCGUGCAUCAGAAGAGGAACAAGGAAAGGACAAGAUGGGACAAGAAAAAGCUCAAGUUGGACCAAGUCGACUCGAGGAGCAGCAGAAGUGAGCAGCGGACGGAAUGCUGUUUUUGACAUAAUGUUUUGCAUUUGCAGAGUGAAAGCUGGCGUUUUUGGGGGGAACACUUAAUUAUUAGAAUCACGAGAAAAAACCAACCAAAUUAAAUAAAAAUACCAACGUCUAUACAUCUUCACAAAUAUGACUUGC
Trichoderma asperellum CBS 433.97 is the source of this 1224-nucleotide messenger RNA. RefSeq lists its product as uncharacterized. Gene Ontology annotation, cellular component: RNA polymerase I complex; RNA polymerase III complex; RNA polymerase II, core complex. Gene Ontology annotation, molecular function: DNA binding. NCBI's taxonomy places the organism in Eukaryota, Fungi, Ascomycota, Sordariomycetes, Hypocreales, Hypocreaceae. The record is from RefSeq and is a predicted model, not a curated record. Gene Ontology annotation, biological process: DNA-templated transcription.